This is a messenger RNA of Pseudomyrmex gracilis, 1230 nucleotides long. Its product is annotated as odorant receptor 49b-like. Gene Ontology annotation, molecular function: olfactory receptor activity; odorant binding. The record is from RefSeq and is a predicted model, not a curated record. Gene Ontology annotation, cellular component: plasma membrane. The transcript is spliced from 5 exons. NCBI's taxonomy places the organism in Eukaryota, Metazoa, Arthropoda, Insecta, Hymenoptera, Formicidae. Bases 1 to 1230 code for a protein of 409 amino acids. Gene Ontology annotation, biological process: detection of chemical stimulus involved in sensory perception of smell; sensory perception of smell.
AUGAAGCAAAGUACAGAAUACCGAUCAGUAAGUAUUACGCGUCUUUUCAUGAAAAUGAUUGGUCUCUGGUAUGUCGAAAAAUCGAAGGAACGUUUACUUUUGCGUUUCGCAUUUUGCUAUGCUAUUUUGGCAAUUGUCUUUGCUAUUCUCGUCGAGAGUGUCGAUUUAUAUCACUGUAUGGGUGAUUUUUAUGCUGUCACGUCUAACUUGUGUACCACAUUGCUGCUAAUAAUGAUAUUAGUAAAACUAGGUAGUUUUAUGUAUUAUCACGACAUGAUAAUGGAAUUGAUACAAUUUGCGGAAAAAAAAUUUUGGAAUAUUAAAUACGAUAAAGUUGGUACUCAAAUUUUGAAGACAUAUGAUAAAAUAGGAAUGAGUAUGAUCUGUACUUUUACAUUCAUCGUUUACUUUGCAACGUUCAAUUAUAUUUUUGCACCUUUCUUCGAGAAUCUAAACAGAAACGGUACGGAGAAGAUUUUGCCAUUCAAAUUAUGGUUUGAAUUUCCAUAUCAUUCGCCAUAUUAUGAAAUCACCUAUAUUAUUCAGUCACUUUCAACAAUACAUUCAGGUGUUUGCACUUGCUGCUUCGACAAUUUUGUAAGCACAUUUAAUAUUCAUGCAGCUGCGCAGUUAAAACUUUUAGCUCAUAAAAUAGAAGUCGUCGUUGAGAAAAGCAUCGAAAGUGUAAUAAACCAAAAGGAUUUGUCAGAAACGGAUGUUACGAUACUGACAUUCAAGACAUUACAAAACUAUGUGCAGCAACAUUUGACGCUUAUAUAUUACGUGCAUAACAUGCAACGAGUAUUUGCCGUGAUAUUACUUGGACAAUUGCUAUUAUCCAGCGCGGUUAUCUGCUUUGGUGGUUUCCAGUUUCUUGCAGUAGACAUACCUAUUAGAAAGUGUAUUUUUGGUUUCCAUUUUGUGGGCGGCCUUAUUCAGCUACUUAUUUAUACAUGGACAUGUAAUGAUAUAAUUGUGCAAAGCACGGCUGUUUCCGAUGCCGCUUAUAAUUCCAAGUGGUAUCUUUUAUCUGGUAAUGGUCCAGGAUUGACAUUGAGAAAAGGAAUAAUUAUAAUCAUGAUCAGAGCACGUCGACCAUGCACAUUAACUGCUGGGUAUUUCACAGUUAUGUCGUUGGAUACUUUUAUGGGAGUAAGUACUACGCAAACAAUGGCGUCUUUUAACUUUAAACCUUCAUCAGGAAAAAAGUCCAUUUACUGCAUGUUUUAA